AUGAGACCCCGCCACACAGCGCCAGAGGUAGUUCCAUCUGACAUCGAAGGGGGCGGCAACAGCUAUGGCAAGACAAUCUCUAUGGCAGGUUCCGGGGGACGGCCGAUCAUCCAGCCCUUUGAGGGCCCUGGAGCCGGUGAUGGGAAGUCGAAAGGCCGAAGGGGCAUGACCGCUGACAAAGAGUUUCUGCAGAAGGUCGGACUGGGCGUCGCUGGUGUUUGGCUCCUCGGCUGGUUGCUGCUCGGGUGGGAUGUGAUGUGGCCGCUCUAUCUGGUAUACGACCUGUUCCUUUCCCUCUUGUCUUUCCCUCCAUUCUCCUGGUUCUCCUGGAUGUUUAGUGGCUGGAUCUCCCGAGGGGCCCCGGUACUCAACCAUGGAGCGCCGAUAGAGGAGGCAACGCUUCCUCAGGGUCAGGUGUCUCAGUAUGUGAAUAGCUACGUGCAGCAGUAUGGUGAUGCCGCCUUGAUCUUCGCAACGAAUGAUGGGUAUCCGCAGAUUGUCAAGGAGCUCAUCAGCAACGAGGAUCUGGGCUACAGGGAUCUUGUGGAUGCACGCGAUGACAGCGGAAACACAGCCCUCAUCUAUGCAGCUGCCAAGGGGUUCCGGCAAUGCACUGCGGCCCUCCUGCGGGCCGGUGCCGAUCCCGAGUUGCCCAAUGAGGGCAACGGUGGUCGAACCCCACUUAUGGAAGCAGCAGGUGGAGGCUACAAAGACAUUGUUCAAGCUUUGCGAAUGAUGCCGAAUAUUGCAGUCGACAUUGCUGACGACCAUGGAAAUACGGCAUUGCAUUAUGCAGCCUAUCAUGGGCACCUCGCGGUUGUCAUGGAGCUGCUGAAAAGCAAUCCCAACAAGGACCUCAAGAACAUUUACGGCCACACGGCCGCAAGUUAUGCGGCAUCCAACAAGUUCAAGGGCAUAGCCGACGUCCUGAACAGGGCCGAUCCUGCCAAGUCACAGAGGAGAGCGCAGGAGAAGGAGAAGGAGCAUGAUGACGCAGUCAAGGCCAUGGAAGAAAAGAUUCGGGAACACUUGAAUCAGCUGAAGUCAAAGCAGGAAGAGAAGAGCAAGCAUGUAAAGGGGAAAGCUGAAGAUCUUCAUGAACGUGAUGCGGAGGACUUCGAGCCGUCCAUAGAGAGGGAGCAUGACGGCGUCUCAGAAGCCGAGCGGAAGGCCUUGGAGGAACAGUUGACCAAACUCCGCCGGCAGCACGAAGAGGCAGAGUUGAAAUCACAGAAGAAGAUUGUAGAGCUUCUGGAAAAGACUUCUGAGCAGCAGCGCGAGCUAGAUGAAGCCAAGGCGAAGCACCGUGAGAUUCAGCUCAAUCACACGGAGUUGCAGCUGAAGGUUGACGAGCUGGAGACAAAGCAUCGUACCAGCGUGCUCAAGGCGCAGGAGGAAGCCGACAGGGCGAAGGAUCUCGCAGACAAGCAUCAGGAGGUGAAGCAAGAGCUCCAAUUGCACAAGCAGCGUGCCGAAGCACUCGAGAAGGAGCGCGACCAGCAGGAAGAAAUUGCCAGACGCCACCAGGCACAUGCUCAGCAGGCGCACCAAGAAGUCACAGACCACUUGACAAAGCUUGAGGAGCAUCAAAAGGAGAUGACGGCCUUGCGAGAGCAGCUCCAGAAGGCCUCAGAGGAGAAGAAGCAGGAGGAGCAGAGAAUUCAGCAGAUGCAAGAGGAGCUCACCAGGGAGAGCAUUGAUCGAAAUCUGGGCCAUGCUCAAGCUCGAGUGGGCCGUGAAGAUGUGCUGUCCAUCAUGAAUGUCAGCUGCCUUGUCAACACUUUCCUGUUGGAGGUUCGCGUCGCCCGAGCACUGGCCUUUGGCUCCAAGCCCGACAUGCAACAAAGGGCUGACGGAUUGGUCACCUGGUUCCAGAGCCUCCGGGAGGAGGAGGUCCCGGAUGUCGUGGUCUUCAAUGAGAUCUUCUCCAAAGCUGGAAGCACCAUCUUCAAGAGACUCUGCAAUUCCAAGUGGAAGCGCAAUGGACAGAGCGGGAGGAUCCUCGACUGCGACAGCGGCCAUUUCGGCUCUGCAACUCGAGUGCUCAAUCCGGCUGGAUACAUCAAAAUUUCGGGUGGAGUCGUGAUCAUGGUGCGAAAAGGACUGACCAUGUCGGAUCCCCACGAGGAAGCGUAUGUGGACCAUGACCUCGAAGAUGGUAUGUCUCAGAAGGGAUUCCUGCGAGUACGAGUUCACCAUCCGUCCAUCGGGGAUGUGUGGGUUGUCGGCUCGCACACGCAAGCCUGGCCCAAGAAUGCUGGACUUCGUGUGAAGCAGUGGAAGCAAAUGUGGAGGCAUAUUGAAGCGACAAUUCCAGGAGGGUCCCGGGUGGUAAUUGCAGGAGACAUGAACACAGAGACAUCCGAGAUUGAAACGAUGAAGACAGAGCUGCAUGCAGAGAACACACCUCUCGCAGAGUCUGGCUUCUGGCUCCAGCUGCGUACGCCGCUGAAGUACAGCUCGUAUGGAGGUGGUGGGCAGAAUGCCUACCUGCACUAUGAUCCCGCGGAAGCACAUGAAAAAAGCCCGCAUGAUCAGAUCGUCUAUGUGUCGGACAGUGGCAAGUACACGAGUCCGGAAAGCAUGAGAUGGCAGUACCUGCCGAUGAAAUCAGAUGCCUGCUUCCCCAGCGCCAUAACAUCGCCGACCAUUUCCGUGGACGACCUGUCCGACCACUAUGCUGCUUAUGCUGAGCUCUGCUAUGGCAGUCGCUGUGCAAGCCAGACUCUUUCAGGUCAUCGUGGAUUCACUGGAAUAGGCUCGGAUUCUGAGAUGCGUUGUUGUCCUGGACGUGGCAAGCUUGGUGACAAGUGCUUCGAUUGGGCCAAUGGUGGAGUACACGAGCUCCAGCUUGCUCUCACCAGCGCGGGCGUCUGCGUCAAGACAUGGAAGAAGGAGCACAUGUUUGGGUCACCGACGACAAGAGUAUGCGCAACAGGAGUGACAGCCACAUCUUUGGACGAAUGCUAUGAGAAGUUGUCUGACUUGGAUCUUCCGUUCAAGUUGAUUGAAUGUCAAGGUUCAGAAUGGACCAUUAAAUAG
Messenger RNA from Symbiodinium natans, 3042 nucleotides. NCBI's taxonomy places the organism in Eukaryota, Dinophyceae, Suessiales, Symbiodiniaceae. The record is from the annotation of a GenBank genome assembly.